AUGGUUAAAUAUGUAGUCGCUACCUACAAGGCCGAUCCUAAUCGCGUAUUUUCUAUGGGAACUUCCUCGGGGGCGAUGAUGACGAAUGUUUUAAUUGGCGUUUACCCUGAUGUUUUUGCUGCUGAUGUUUGGUCGAACGAUUGCGCAACGGGUCAGAUCGUCAAGACUGGGGAACAAUGGAAGAUCAUCGUUCAAGCGGCAUACCCUGGCUACACUGGAUUCAGGCCAAAGAUGUGGGUUUUGCAUGGAACAAACGAUACAACGCUUUAUCCUCAAAAUUUGCGGGAAGAAAUCAAGGAAUGGACAUCUGUGCUUCACCAAUCUACAACUCCUCUGACUACUAGAUCGAACUGGCCGGACGCAGAUUGGACUACAUGGAACUAUGGAACAAAGUUUAGGGCUACAAGCGCUGCAGGCGUAACGCAUAAUAUCCCCACAAAUGAAAGUGUUGUUAUAGAUUAUUUCGAUUUGAAGUGGAUAUAUGGACCAACCCAGUGUGUCGAUGGAAGUUAUUGCAGUGAGAACAGCUUCUAUUGGCAAUGUUUACCAAUUACCAAGAAAACAUUGGGAACAAGAAGCUAG
Sclerotinia borealis F-4128 is the source of this 582-nucleotide messenger RNA. The record is from the annotation of a GenBank genome assembly. Lineage: Eukaryota; Fungi; Ascomycota; Leotiomycetes; Helotiales; Sclerotiniaceae.